This is a messenger RNA of Oreochromis aureus, 2471 nucleotides long. Its product is annotated as Fc receptor-like protein 5. Bases 103 to 2337 code for a protein of 744 amino acids. The record is from RefSeq and is a predicted model, not a curated record. The transcript is spliced from 17 exons. Gene Ontology annotation, molecular function: transmembrane signaling receptor activity. Gene Ontology annotation, biological process: cell surface receptor signaling pathway. Lineage: Eukaryota; Metazoa; Chordata; Actinopteri; Cichliformes; Cichlidae.
GUUUCCUUCACAGCUCUUUGGUAUCUGCUGUGCUGCUGCUUCACUCUCUCUCUUUACAGAAAGUUGUAGAAGUUUUCAGACGUGUCACUGCUGGAUGUGAGGAUGGGAGCCACUUUGCUCUGUGAGCUGGGCCUAUUCUUGCUCUGUACGCUCCUCUGCACUGGACACACUCAAGAUGCUGUGCUAACUAUUGAACCCAACUGGUCCAGUUUUUUCAUCGGAGAGUUUGUUACCUUCAAAUGUGACAUGAAUGAAGGAAACGACACUGACUGGUAUUACACUUUCAACAAGGAUGGUCAAGGAUUUAUCCUCUACAGUGACUAUAAAGAACACGUAUUAAGUUUUACAUCUACAGGUGACAGUGGUAAAUAUCAGUGUACUGGUCACAGGAUGGGAUCAUCUUAUACAAAGAACAGUAACACCGUCUCUGUAACUGUAUCAGCAUAUAAACCCAGGGCCACACUGACUGCAGGAACAACAAUCAUACCAGUAGGGGGCAGUGUGACACUGACCUGCUCUGUGCAGAGCUCUGAUGGAUGGAAAUAUGAGUGGUUCAGACGAACCCAAACAACCUCUGAAGUUCACAUCAGAGAUCAACAAAACAGAGAUAUCAGAGUAUCUCAAGGAGGAAUCUACAGCUGCAGAGGAACAAGAGGAAACCCAGUUUACUAUACUUAUGACAGUUAUGAUGUCACCAUUGAGAUAACCUUUUCCAAUAAAGUUGUUGUAAAACAACAACCCAACUGGCCUCAGAUAUUCAGAGGAGAGACGAUCACUCUGACAUGUGAGGUGCAGGAAGGAGGUGAAACCACUGAGUGGGAGUAUGAAUGGAGAGGACCCAGCACACCCACACAGUGGACACACAAUAAUGAUGUGACAUUCAGAGUUUCUGAGUCCAGCAGUGGAGACUACAUGUGUAAGAGUCGACGCAGAGAUGACUCAUAUUCUUCAACAGAGUGGAGUGAAGCCUUCACAUUGUCAGGAUCAACAAGUAAACCCAGAGCCACACUGACAGCACAAAGUUCAGUCAUACCAGCAGGGGGCAGUGUGACACUGAGCUGCUCUGUGGAGGGCUCUGCUGGCUGGAAGUUUGACUGGUUCAGACGUGAUUCAGUCUCUUCUAAAGCUCAGCUCAUGAGAGGAAAUGAAGCAAACAGAGUUAUUAGUGUCUCACAAGGAGGUCUGUACCACUGCAGAGGAGGGAGAGGAGAUCCAGUUUACUACACAGAGGACAGCAGUGACGUCACCGUUGUGGAGACUUUUCCCAGUAAGCCCACUGUGACCCUGCAGCCAUCCUGGACUCAGAUAUACAGCGGUGAGACAGUCACUGUCAGAUGUGAGAUUCAGGGAGGUGAAGGAGCUCAGUGGACGUAUGAAUGGAGAGCAGCCAAGUUAAACACACCUCCAACAUCCAAUGAAUACAGAAUCACAGUUACUGAGUCUGACAGUGGAGGAUACAGCUGCCGGGGCAGAAGGGACUAUUUCUUCUCAGAGUGGAGUGAUAUCAUCACACUGACUGUAUCAUAUAAACCAAAGGCCAAACUGAGAGCUGAUAACACAGCUGUUCCAGUAGGGGGCAGUGUGACCCUGACCUGCUCUGUGAAUUCAUCAUCAUCAUCAUCAUCAUCAUCAUCUGGAUGGAAAUACUACUGGUACAGAGAUGAUACCCCAGUGGAUGCUGUCUCCCCAUCAAAUGGACAAAUCAGUGUCUCACAGGAAGGACUCUACAGGUGCAGAGGAGGAAGAGGAAACCCAGUUUACUACACAGAGGACAGCCAAGAAGUUCACAUUAACACAACUGUAACUGUGUCAGGAGCUGACAGCUCUUCAUCUCCUGUGUGGUUGAUUGUUGGACUGGUUUGUGGAGUCUCUCUCAUUAUUAUUCUCCUGCUCUUGUUGUAUCGCUGCAGACAGUCCAAGUGUUCCUGCUUCACCAGGUGGAUCCAGUCUGAGAGUCACAGUCCGGGCUCCUCCACAAAUCAUGGAGUCAACCAGAAUGAAACUCAUGAAUACAACUCUCUUCAUCCUGGUGAUGCUAACCUCUAUGAAUCCAUCACACAAGAGGAAGACACUGGAACUGGUGCAGAUGAACCUCGAGAUCUCACAUACUCUGUUAUUACACUUCAAAACGUUGGAAAGAAGAGGAAGCAUCAUAAACCAGAGCAGAGUGCUGUUUACUCUGAGGUGAAGACGGGAGCUGCAGAGGACAGUCUGAUGUAUGCUGAGGUCAAACAGCCCAAAAAAGAAAAAGCCAAGAAAAACAAAGGAAAAUCAAGUCCUGCAGCUGAUGCAGCAGUUUAUUCUGAAGUCACAUCAGGAAGCUCUCUCAGUCAGUGAGGAGAGCUGUAGCAGCAAAGCCAAGAAGAAGCUUUUUAUGAAGCCACUCUUGCUCCUCUGCUCCCCAAAUAUCAGACAUGCUCAGCUUUAUGUACAGUUACAAUAUUACAUCAUAAUAUCAGACAUAUUGCUGU